Zychaea mexicana is the source of this 553-nucleotide messenger RNA. RefSeq lists its product as uncharacterized. The coding region runs from base 124 to 438 and encodes 104 amino acids. The record is from RefSeq and is a predicted model, not a curated record. NCBI's taxonomy places the organism in Eukaryota, Fungi, Mucoromycota, Mucoromycetes, Mucorales, Lichtheimiaceae. The transcript has a single exon.
GGUCAAUAAAUCAUACUCUGAUGCAUUAGACAAAGCUCGAGUAUUCCGGAAGAAUAGCACGCAACAAAAAAAGGGUUUUGAAAGGAAACACGUGAAAGUGCCACUACCGUGAAAUGCCACUCUAUGUUCAUCUCAGCAAGGCGCAACUGCAUUUCGUGGUUUUGGUGGGGAAGUAUGUUGGUUUGUGGCGCAUUAGCAUGCGCCAUAAUCAUUUUGGGCCGGUGGCUCUCGCUCUGGUCCUUGUUAACUAGCAUGGAAAAUUCCAAACUUCCAUUGUUGCACUUCGAUGAGCAUAUCGAUCUCAACCUUUGUGGGGUUAUGGGUUUGCAAACUAGGCCGGGACAGUAUUGCUCAGUAGUUCAAGUGCUUGAUCAAGCUUGUUCUACAGUAGUUGAUGCAAAAUAUUCCAUAGCACGAAGAAUGAUAAUGUCGAUAUAACUCAUCGGAACUAUAGACGUUUACCUGCAUCUAUAUCUUGUUUGCUCUUGAUUUUAUUAACUCAUAUAAUUUGAAGGAGAAAGCCGCAAAAAAUAAAGGGAAAAUAAGAAAGUAG